GCGGAACGGCGUAGCAUGCUCCAGUUAACGUGUGGCGCGGGGGAGACGCAUGCAUAAACGCGUGGGGGUACAUGUCAAACUUAUUCCUCUCGAUAAAAGCAGGUUGUAUAAGUAUAGCCACCCCCCGCGGCUAGAGUUUUUCAAAAUCAGCACUCGUUUUCUUCUAUAGUUGUUCCAAUUACGCGUCCAAUCAUUUGAGAUUAAGCUUGCAAACUCAUACGCUGGUAAGAUUAUCAAAACCACCCUGGGUCCUCUCAAAAAUAACUAUUAUCAAUGUCCAGCACUGAGGUCACGCUAGGAAGUGUAAUAUACACCGCGGUGAAGCCAAUGUUCAAGAUCUAUUUGAUCAUGGGAGCCGGCUUCUUCCUAGCAAAGAAGCAAAUCCUCACUGUGGAAACAAGCAAGAACAUUUCGGAUAUCGUGAUGACGCUUAUCCUUCCAUGCUUGAUUUUCAAUAAGGUCAUCACCAGUAUCACCACCUCCUCCAUCAAAAUCAUCGGUAUCAUUUUCCUUCUAGGAACCGUGCUUUUCGCAAUGGGUGGGCUCCUCAGCUAUGCUGUUGCCAAAAUUACCAGGUCACCUAAACGAUGGAUCGGCGGGUUACUUGCGGUUGGGUUCUUUCCCAACAUUUCCGAUUUGCCCAUUGUGUACGUGCAGGCGUUAAACAACGGGGUGAUUUUCUCACAAGAGGAGGUGGAUAGGGGUGUGGCUUACAUUUGCAUUUUCUUUGCCGUUCAGAUUUUCUACCAGUUUAACUUGGGUGGUUAUCGGUUGGUUGAAUAUGAUUUCAGAGAUCAGAUUAAGCAGAGGGACGAAGAAAACAAGCAAGAAAGCUCACGGCUAAUCUCUAAUGAGAAGAAUGUAAACUUGUCUCCAACCGUUUCUGCCGAGAGCGAGGCGGCAUCACACACUUCCUCCGAGGGAUACAGCGAAAACUUUCAGCCACCAAGCGAGGUGCACCAUGACAUUUACGUUGAAAACGGGUACCCUGUUCCACAGUCGAUCCAAGAGUCCCUCAAUUUGGGGCGAGUGACUUCGGACCACACACCUUACGAUGUGCAGUCCAUGGCCAAACCGCUGAGUUCCAAGACCAUUAAGAGCUGGCUCCGCUUGAGAAAGUUUGCCUUCUUGAGGCAAAUUUUCGAAAACUUUUUGAAGCCAACGUCAAUGUCGUUGAUCAUCAGCAUCGUCAUAUCCAUGAUCCCGUGGGUUAGGGCGCUAUUUAUCCAGAACUCUAUUUCGCUGGUUACAUUACCAGCUGCCCCCGAUGGCAAUCCACCGUUGAGCUUCAUCAUGGAUUUUACAGACUAUGUUGGUGCAUGCAUUCCGUUUGGCCUUAUAAUCUUAGGUGCAACCAUUUCUCGGUUGUCCGUCAGGUCGAUUCCCAAAGGGUUCAUGUGGACUGCCGUUUCCCUCUCACUCGUAAGAUUGGUCAUUUUACCUGUUUUCGGUGUUUUGAUCAGUGAGAGAUUGUACACUAUCGGCUGGUUUAGCAACGACAGUAAGAUGUUGAGAUUCAUAUCCAUAAUUGCCUGGGGAUUGCCAAACUCUACAAGCUUGGUGUACGUCACCGCGUUUUACACGUGUCUCGACUCGGAGGAUCACUUACAGAUGGACUGUUUAGCCGUGAUGUUACUUGUGCAAUACCCAAUGAUGGCGAUAACGUUGCCAACACUAGUCAGUUUCAUUAUUAAACACCUUCUCAAGAUAUGAGAAAGCCGGGGGGUGUAACAUUUGAUCAUUCAAUGUGCAUAUGCGUUGUACAUGAGCAAACAUUCUUGCAGGGGAUAAAUCCCAUAAUAACCUCAAGAACUUAUAGAGACACCAAAUUGCUUUCAGAGACCGUAAGUAAUGGCCCGCUCUACUACAUAAUAUUAUGAGUUACAUAUUGCAUAAGCUAUAAAGUGGGCUCUAUAUAUUUAACUUGGCCCGGUGUCCUGGAAACAUCUUUACGCGGGGAAAUUUGUAUGCGUGGGGGUGUACAUGAUAAGCGGUGGGGGAGGAUUUUCGCC
Babjeviella inositovora NRRL Y-12698 is the source of this 2012-nucleotide messenger RNA. RefSeq lists its product as uncharacterized. Bases 274 to 1713 code for a protein of 479 amino acids. Gene Ontology annotation, biological process: transmembrane transport. Lineage: Eukaryota; Fungi; Ascomycota; Pichiomycetes; Serinales. The transcript has a single exon. The record is from RefSeq and is a predicted model, not a curated record. Gene Ontology annotation, cellular component: membrane.